AUGACUGAAGCUGGCGCCAACGGUGCUGCCCAGACGGCCAUUGACUUUCCCUCGACCAAGGCGGAUUUGAGCUCUGCUUCCACCAGCAGGCGCAUCACCCGCCUGCGGUCGCUUGACGACAGCGUCAAUCAGAAGUCUGUCGACCAUGCCUCGAUACCCCGACUGCUGAAGCUCCUGUUCGACACCCACCCGCUGUACGACGACAGACCCUCCAGGCGUGCCGCCCAGACGUGCCUGGCCUCCGUCUUUGCGACCGUCGACGACUCCAAGGUCCUCGCCCCCUUCGUGACCGCUCUGCGCAUCGAGUCGCAAAAGCCCGGCAUAGCUGCCAAGAAUGCCUUUGUCUUGGUCGAGUGGUGCUGCCUGCUGCUGAAGGGCCUUGCCGGCACAUCCCUGUACGACAAGUUUGGCCUCGACAUCAUCCACGCCAAUGCUGCUGCUCUCGAGAGAUGUUUCCAACCCCCUUGCCGGCCCUCGGUGGCCCAGUCUGCCAUUGUCAUCACGCGCCGAGCUCUGCGAGCCGCCUUCUGGUACAAGGGAUACAGGGAAAAGGCUGUUCAGGACGCCAUCCAAGCUCUGACGGCCAAGGCUGGCCAGCCGACGACGAGAAAUGCUGUCAUGCUUGGUGUCGUGGCUGGCGUUUGUUCGCGCCAGGACCAGGCAAAGGCUACAUUUACCGAAAAGAAGGCCGACUACUUCACAUUUUUCACCCGAGAAAUCAUUGGCUCGCGGACGGCCGUGCCAGACCAUCUGGUCGGUGGCCUUGGCGAUUUCUUCCUGGACUUUGUGACCCUUGAUGACCUCAACAAGGACGUGAUCCCCCCCAUCGAGAAGGGUCUCCUGCGUGCCCCUGAGGUCGUGCUCGACAUCGUCCCGGCCAUUGUCAAGUCCCUUUCUGAGAACAUUGAUCUAUCAAGUAUCCUCGGCGGCCGUCUCAUGAAGCCGCUGUUAUCCAAUGCAAAGUCUAGCAACCCUGCCAUUCGGCAGAACGUCUUGAACACGUUCAAGGCCGUGAGUGCCAAGAGCCACGACGUUAAGAUGUUGGAACAAGUCGCCGAUGAGAUUCUGGGGCCACUUAAGACGGGAAAACUGGCUUCGGCCGACCAUCGUGUCCUGCAUUCUGAAAUGCUAGCCGUUAUCCCGCUAUCGGAACCCAUCGCCACUAAAAUCACGGACUCACUCCCAGCCGCCGCCGCCAAGGAAGGUAACGAGGCCGCAUUAGCAGCUGAGCUUACUGUUAUUAGCAGAGCUGUUUCUCAUCAGCUGCGCCAGGGGGUGGCCUUGGCGAAACCGGUUGUGGACGCCUUCGUGAAAGGCUUAUCCGACAAGAAGAUCAAUGCUCGUCGGGUGUGGUUAUUGAAGGUCGGCGAUAUUUUGACCGACUCUUCUUCUCCUGCGAAGGCUGUGGCCCCCAAUGUUGCCAAGUUUGCCGAAGCCGUGGCAGUACCACUCUCUGAUACAUGGGCUGAAAUCCUCAAGAAUCCACCGGCAGCGGUGCAAAGCAACUUGAUCACCGGAGCCUACAUCUUCACUACUAUUACCUUCCAAACGCUCAUCCAUAUCGAAAGUGACAGCAUCAAAACCAUCCUGAAGAAAGCUGCUGUCUCGAAAGAAAGUCUUGUUCUUGAACCAAAACCUUCGUUCCUCCUCAAUCACCGUAUAUAUGGGCGGUUAUCGUCUGAGGAUGAUUCAAGAUGGUGUCUGUCGGCAUUGGCGGCUGUCGUUGCGGACUUACCGAAAGCUACACCCGCCGUCCGAUCGGCGUGGUCCCAGGGCUUCAUUUUCCUGUCCUCCUCGCCCACCGUUCCUCCGCAGAUACGGAAGGAGACAGGUGAGGCUCUAUCCAAGCUAUACGCCAAUGAACCAGCUCUCAUCUCUGAGGCUGUGAUUGCCGGACUCUGGCAAUGGGUCGAAUCGACCGAAGUUGCCGAAAAGGAUAGUGUUGUCGCCGCCGCCAAGUUUGAUAACACUCAUCUACACGCCAUUUUGCGAUCCAUUUCUCUUACGAAGGAAGAAUUUGCAAAGCUUGGUCUUGAGCCCCAGCCAGAAGUCCUGGAGAAACAAAUGUGCUCCCUCCUAGUACUGUCUAGACCAACUCUCAUUCCGCGAUCAAGCUGGAUUGAUAAUGUAUUGAGGGUCGGCCUGGAUCCCGGUAGCCUUGCACUUCGUCACGAACAAGAUCUCCUCCAGGAGAUCAUCGCAAAGACAAAUGACAGUCGGAAGGUUGGAUCCAUCAAGACAGCCGCCUGCCAAGCUGCAGCAGAUCUUGCCUUUGUGGCGCCUGAGACAAUGAUUCCAAAAGUCAUUGAAAUGAUCCGUAAGGACCUAGACCCUCAGGAUCUCAACGACAUCGGCCCAGUAGAAGCCGCCAUCUUCCGCACACCCGAAGGGACUGCUUUCAUCGAUGUGCUUGCCAAGAAUGCUCAGACCCUGCCCAACAAGAACACCAAGGACUACGAUACGCUCAAGUGGGAGGAAGAGCUUCGAAGUCAGCUAGCGGCCAAAAAGGGCACUCAGAAGAAGCUCACAGCCGAUGAACAAGCCAAAGUUAACGCCCAACUGAAGAAGGAGUCGGAGAUCCGCAAAUCCAUCCAGCAGAUUGAGGCCCGGCUACUCCGUGGCGUCGGUAUUAUCCAGGGACUGAUUACUGGUCCACCCACCGACACAAAUCUCUGGAUGGGCCCUUCGGUAAACGCCUUACUGAAAGCAAUGGAAGCCGGCGCGUGCCAGAUCACCGGCGACUCCGCCCCAUCGGCUUAUCUUGCUUGCGCCGACAGAGUCACCAGCCGCCUAGGGUCUAUCCGACCGUUUAUUGGUGUCGCAACUCUUCGAGCUUUGGGCGUUACUGGGCUUCCAGAGAACUUGAUUGAGGAAGGCCUUGAGGAGCUUGUGACCAGAGUCCUGUAUCGCCUCCGCUUUGCAGGAGAACAGCGAGCUUUUGAUGCCAUUUCGGUGGUUUAUAUCUUAUCCCUCAUGUUCCUUGUCCUACAAAAGGGUGGAUUCGCUGCUGCUGGAGAUGACCGUGAUGCUCAGGUCGUUCUUGCGAUUGAAUUCAUCUCAUUCCAUACAAACGUAUGCUCUGACGAAGCUAUUCCGCGGUCUGAUCUGAUCUCAACCUUGAUAUCUUCUAUGCAACGGUAUAGCCAGCACUAUAAGAUCAUCAAGGACUGCUUCUCGGAUCUGAUUCGCUGCGUAGCUCCCAACAUCAGCCCUUCCGAGAUUGCUGUACUCGUCAAGGGUGCAAUUGUCCCAGAAACUUCUGUGAGGGAAACAGUGCUACAGGCUAUCAGCGCAGAGGUAGACCUAAGCGAGCUUGACUUUUCUGACGAGAUCUGGCUGGCUUGUCACGAUGACAAUGAAGAGAACGCGGAUGUCGGAAAAGAGAUCUGGGAAGAGAGCGGCUUUAAGCUCUCAGAGGACGUCCCAUUCAGAAUGUUACCGUAUACUGAAAGCAAGGAUGCUCAGCUACGACGGGCUGCCGCGCGUUCUCUAGCCAAGGCCUGCAAAUCAUCACCUGCUACCGUCGAUGAAGUCUUGACGAAGUUGAGAGCUUCCUAUGUGGAGUUUGCUAAACCACGCGUCCCACAAUUGGACAGGUACGGAAUGCCAAAGAAGUCAGAUUUGUCAGAUCCGUGGGAAGCGAGACAUGGCAUUGCUUCCGCUUUCAAGCAGCUCGCCUUUAAUCUUGAGAAGGGACAACUUGACGGAUUCUUCAGUUUCCUGAUUGAGAAGGGGCCCUUGGGUGACAAGAACGAUGGCGUACGAAGCGAGAUGCUCGAUGCUGCUAUCGCCGCUAUCGACCUGCAUGGACGAGCCCUGGUGGAUAAACUGAUGAAGAUGUUUGAACGUACUCUUGAGGCUCCAGACAAGGGAUCAGAAGCUGGAGACAGGGUCAACGAGGCGGUAAUCGUCAUGUACGGUGCUCUUGCAAGGCAUCUGAAACCAGGCGACUCGAAGAUCCCGACCGUCAUCGAGAGGCUCCUGGCUACCCUAAGCACUCCAUCUGAAGCGGUGCAGUUUGCGGUCGCCGAGUGCUUGCCGCCCCUUGUACGUACCUGUGGCGACAAAUCUUCGAAAUACUUCGACCAAGUGAUGAAUACUCUCCUCAACUCAAAGAAGUACGCAGAGAAGCGUGGCGCCGCCUACGGGCUGGCUGGUCUCAUUCUGGGAAGAGGCAUCUCAGUCUUGCGAGAAUAUCGUAUCCUCAUAACUCUGAAGAGUGCUACUGAGAACAAGAAGGAACCGCAGCAGCGCGAAGGUGCUUAUCUUGCCUUCGAAUUAAUGCCGCUGAUUCUCGGACGCCUUUUUGAGCCCUACAUCAUCCAAAUCGUUUCUCAGCUACUGACUGGGUUCGGUGACAGCAGCGCAGAUGUCCGAGAUGCUUGUCUUGCUGCCGCCAAGGCCUGCUUUGCGAAGCUGAGCUCGUUCGGAGUCAAGCAAAUCUUGCCCACGCUGCUUUACGGUCUCGACGAUGAUCAGUGGCGUAGCAAGCGAGGUGCAUGUGAACUUCUGGGUGCCAUGGCGUACUUGGACCCCCAACAACUCGCCCUGAGUUUGCCAGAAAUCAUUCCGCCCUUGACAGCGGUGCUUAACGACAGUCACAAGGACGUCCGAUCUGCCGCCAACAAGAGUUUGAAACGCUUCGGCGACGUUAUAACCAACCCUGAGAUUAAGUCGUUGGCGGAUAUCCUUCUAAAGGCCCUCAGUGAUCCCACUAAGUACACCGAUGAGGCGCUGGAUUCUCUUAUCAAGGUGCAGUUUGUGCACUACCUAGAUGCUCCGUCUCUAGCUUUGGUGACAAGAGUACUGCAACGAGGUCUGGGAGACAGAUCCAACACCAAACGGAAGGCCGCCCAAGUCAUUGGUAGUCUGGCGCAUCUUACAGAGAGAAAAGACCUGGUCGCUCAUCUGCCAGUCCUGGUCAGCGGUCUCAAGCUUGGAGCGGUGGAUCCCGUACCUACAACACGCGCGACCGCUUCCCGUGCAUUGGGAUCACUUGUUGAAAAGCUCGGCGAGGAUGCUCUGCCAGAUCUGAUUCCUGGACUUAUGCAAACACUCAAAUCCGAUACCGGUGCCGGAGACCGUCUCGGUUCCGCUCAAGCUCUGUCGGAAGUUCUUGCUGGACUCGGUACAACAAGAUUGGAGGAGACACUUCCAACCAUCCUGCAGAAUGUCGAAAGCGCCAAACCCGCAGUCAGAGAAGGCUUCAUGUCGCUCUUCAUCUUCUUGCCGGUGUGUUUCGGUAACAGCUUUGCCAACUACUUGGGCAAGAUCAUCCCGCCCAUUCUGGCUGGACUUGCUGAUGACGUCGAGUCGAUCCGUGAGACUGCUCUCCGCGCUGGUCGGCUGCUGGUCAAGAACUUUGCGGCCAGGGCUGUUGACCUUUUGCUACCCGAGCUUGAGCGCGGUCUAGCAGACGACAGCUACAGAAUCCGUCUCAGCUCGGUAGAGCUUGUGGGCGACUUGCUUUUCAAUCUCACAGGCAUAACUGGGAAGGAAGACGCAGAGGAUGAGAUUGAGCAAGCUAAGGAGGCAGGUGCCUCGCUCCGUGAAGUGCUCGGGGAGGAGAAGCGUAACAAGGUUCUGUCUGCGCUCUACAUCUGCCGUUGCGAUACUGCAGGUGCUGUCCGCUCCGCAGCGAUCAGUGUUUGGAAGGCUCUGGUCGCAUCUCCAAGAACACUCAAGGAGCUUACGCCUACGCUUACUCAGUUGAUCAUUCGUCGCCUUGGCAGCUCCAACAUGGAGCACAAGGUCAUCGCUAGCAAUGCGCUUGGCGAGCUGAUCAGGAAGGCUGGUGAUAGCGUUCUCUCGAGCUUGCUUCCUACCCUAGAAGAGGGGCUUCAGACCUCGACGGACAUUGAUGCUCGUCAAGGUAUUUGCUUGGCGUUGAAAGAACUUAUUUCAUCAGCCUCGGAAGAAGCUCUGGAAGAUCACGAGAAGACGCUCAUUGCAGUCGUGCGUACUGCGCUCAUUGAUUCCGACGAGGACGUCAGAGAGGCUGCUGCGGAGGCCUUCGACUCGUUGCAGCAGAUCGUUGGCAAGCGUGCUGUGGAUCAGGUACUGCCGUAUCUUCUCAGCCUUCUGCGAUCCGAGGCGGAUGCCGACAACGCCUUGUCUGCUCUUCUGACUCUGCUUACUGAGACAACCCGGUCUAACAUUAUUCUACCCAACCUCAUUCCCACCCUCAUUGCUCCGCCCAUUUCGUCAUUCAAUGCCAAGGCAUUGGCAUCCUUGUCCAAGGUUGCUGGUGCGGCUAUGAACCGCAGGCUGCCCAAUAUCAUCAACUCUUUGAUGGACAACAUUGUCAAUAGCGAGAAUGACGAGCUUCACCAGGAGCUUCAGACCUCAUUUGAUACUGUCAUUCUGUCAAUUGACGAGUAUGAUGGCUUGAACACCGUUAUGAAUGUUCUCCUGUCACUUGUCAAGCACGAGGACCACCGCAAGCGUGCCAAUACCGCAUACCGAAUGGCCAGCUUCUUCGAGCAAUCCACGGUUGACUACUCGCGAUACAACCAGGAUAUUAUUCGGUCCAUGUUGAUAUCAUUUGAUGACAGAGACAAGGACGUUGUGAAGGCGGCGUGGACAGCGCUUAGCGCCUUCACCAAGAAGCUCAAGAAGGAGGAAAUGGAGGCAUUGGUGCCGUCCACCAGACAGACUCUCCUACAAGUCGGCGUUUCGGGACACAACCUGCCGGGUUUCGAGCUGCCCAAGGGUAUCAACGCUGUUCUUCCAAUCUUCCUCCAAGGUCUCAUGAACGGUACUCCCGAUCAGCGAACCGCCGCUGCAUUGGCUAUCUCGGACAUUGUCGACAGGACCAGCGAGAACUCACUGAAGCCCUUCGUCACCCAGAUCACUGGCCCGCUUAUCCGUGUCGUCUCCGAGAGAUCAACCGACGUCAAGGCUGCUAUCCUGCUUACUCUCAACAACCUACUGGAAAAGAUGCCGGCAGCAUUGAAACCCUUCUUACCCCAGUUACAACGUACUUUCGCAAGGUCAUUAGCCGAUACCACCAGCGACCUUCUCCGUUCUCGUGCAGCUAAGGCUUUGGGCACACUGAUCAAGUUCACUCCCCGUGUUGACCCACUAGUCGCGGAGCUUGUUACUGGAUCCAAGACUUCCGACUCUGGUGUCAAGACUGCCAUGCUGAAGGCCUUGUAUGAGGUCGUCAGUAAAGCUGGCUCCAGCAUGAGCGAAGCUUCACGCACCGCUGUUCUGGGCUUGAUUGAUACGGAAGCGGAUGAGACCGACACUGCCAUGACUGUGACCAACGCUAAGCUGCUGGGAGCACUGAUCAAGAACGUUCCCACGGACGUGGCCAGCUCCCUCCUGAAGAACCGUGUGACCACAACGCACUUCAGCACUUCCUCAGUACUGGCCCUCAACGCCGUCUUUGUCGAAUCCAAGGAGGCCUUGCUUAAUAGUCCUCUUGCGGAAGACCUGCCCGAUGUGCUUUGCCAGGGCAUGUCAAACAAGAACCUUUUCGUUGCUGAUAAUGCAAUCCUUGCCACUGGCAAGUACCUUCUGUCUGUAACCCCAGCGUUCGAGCAGACGAAGCCUAUCUUCUCGACUCUGGCUACCAUUGUCGGCCCGGGCAAUCCUGGUGACAGCCGCCGUCUAGCUCUUGUGGUCAUCCGCACAGUCUGCAGGCACAAUAUGGAGCUUGUGCGUCCGCAUCUUCCACUCCUUGCAGGCCCGAUAUUCGCCUCCGUCCGCGACCCUGUGAUCCCUGUCAAGCUGGCCGCAGAAGCGGCGUUCAUCGAGCUGUUUGACGUCGUGGAGGAGGAAGGCAAGGUGUUUGAGAAGUUCGUGCAGAGCCCUACUGGCCAAGAAAUGCAGCCAAACACCAGAAGGAGCAUGGGCGACUACUUCAAGAGAGUUGCUUUGCGACUCGGCGCUCAGGCGCGCGAGAGGAGAGAGAUGGAGGGAUUGAGCAACGACGAGGCAGAGGAUGAGAGGGAGAUCUGGAGCGUUGGUCAGGUCGAGACUGGUGGGGGUGUGUUCAGUCAAGACUAG
Molecule: messenger RNA, 8013 nt
Organism: Neoarthrinium moseri
Lineage: Eukaryota; Fungi; Ascomycota; Sordariomycetes; Amphisphaeriales; Apiosporaceae
Exons: 4
Coding region: 1-8013 (2670 amino acids)
Biological process (GO): cellular response to amino acid starvation; regulation of translation
Cellular component (GO): cytosol
Molecular function (GO): protein kinase regulator activity
Source: RefSeq, a predicted model, not a curated record